AUGCAAUGCGAUCAACCAUCAAUUCCUUUGACACCUGAGCAGCCAGCUUCUGAUAGCGGUCUUCUUAUGAGUGAGCUUCUGAAAGAUGCCUUUCAAGCCACAGUUAGUCGAGACUAUGAAAAAGCGGUUUCCAUUAUUAGAAAUGCAGUUUCUACGGAAGAAGCUUUUGGAGUGGAAGAUUUGGAACUGAUAGAUCAUGUAUAUGCCUGCAUAUUGAAUACUUCUCACUAUGACGAGAGUGUAAUUGAGGUUUGCUGGGAAUGGAUAGAAGCUCUGGAGCGGAUCCCUAGAGUGAAAGAUCCUCGGGUUAUUUCCAGUUCACAGCUCAGUAUAUAUUAUGCUUAUCACACGAUUUGUCGUGUCCAAGAAAGAUUGCCAAGACGUGGAAAUCAUUUACAAAUGCGGAAAGAUACUUGGAAGCGGGUCAAAUCUAGUUUUCAAUACUUGUGGUCAAAUGCUUCUCAAUUUUGGAAACCGUAUGAGUUGGAUAGGUUAGACAUUCUCUGUUCUUGGUCUUAUUUAACCUUACAAUACUCUGAUGUGUGCGAUGAUGAUACCGUUCAGUUAAUAGAGACAGCCAAAGAUCAUGCUCAACAUAUUCUAACAACCACAAUUGUUGUUGAGAAUGCUCAUCAAGCUGGACAACGUAUAUCUACAAUUGAAAGAAAUUUGCGUGAUACAAAAGCUAUAACUGAUAAAAUGAGCAGAAGAGUUAGCGGCACCGAAGUACCCACAGUUCAAACGGAAGAUUGUGAUAUUCUCACUGUUAAAAAACUAAAAACGGAAUGCGUGUAA
Auanema sp. JU1783 is the source of this 795-nucleotide messenger RNA. NCBI's taxonomy places the organism in Eukaryota, Metazoa, Nematoda, Chromadorea, Rhabditida, Rhabditidae. The record is from the annotation of a GenBank genome assembly.